Messenger RNA from Sciurus carolinensis (gray squirrel), 1059 nucleotides. RefSeq names its product alpha-1,6-mannosylglycoprotein 6-beta-N-acetylglucosaminyltransferase B-like. Gene Ontology annotation, molecular function: alpha-1,6-mannosylglycoprotein 6-beta-N-acetylglucosaminyltransferase activity. The record is from RefSeq and is a predicted model, not a curated record. Gene Ontology annotation, cellular component: Golgi apparatus. Gene Ontology annotation, biological process: protein N-linked glycosylation. NCBI's taxonomy places the organism in Eukaryota, Metazoa, Chordata, Mammalia, Rodentia, Sciuridae.
AUGGCUGCGGCACGGCUGCGGCACCAACUGGGGAACCUCAACCCCAAGCAGUUCAUGACCACAUUCCCUCUGGUGGGUUCUGUGUCCCUGGUGCAUGGCCCGCCCUUUGGGGACACUGAGGGGAAGGAGAAGUUCCUGGGCAUCCUGAACAAGUACAUGAAGAUCCACAGCACCAUGUACUAUGAGAGCCAGAGGCCCCCCAAGGUCUCCAUCUUCAUGAAGAACCACAGACCCUUGCCGCAGCCUGAGUUCCAGCAGCUGCUGCACAAGACCAAAUUUUUCACAGGUUUUGGCUUCCCCCACAAGGGCCCAGCCACCCUGGAGGCCACCAGCCAUGGCUGUGUCUUCCUGCAGUCCCGCUUCAGCCCGCCCCACAGCUCCCUCAACCACGAGUUCUUCCCAGGCAAGCCCACCUCCAGGGAGGUGAGUGUUCUCCAGCACCCCUACACAGAGAACUUCAUUGCCAAGCCCCACGUGUGGACUGUGGAAGACAACAACUCAGAGGAGUCUGAAGCCGCCAUCAAGGCCAUCAUGGAGACCCAGGUGGAGCUCUACCUGCCCUACGAGCACACCUGGGGGCAGCUGGAGCGGACUCACGCCUACAUCCAGCACCAGGACUUCUGUGCAGUUCCCAGCCCAGCCCCUGACCAGGGGCUGGGGCCUCACGAGCCCUUCAUCCUGGCGCCCAAUGCCACCCACCUGCAGUGGGCCCAGAACACUAGCAAGGACCCCGGGGCCUGGCCCCUGCCACAUUUGCUGCGGGCCUGGUUGGCCACCACUAGGAGGGACUGCCUUAACUACAGACUGGUCUGCGAACCCUCCUUCUUCCCCUUCCUCAACAGCCAGGAGGCCUUUCUCCAGCUGCAGGUGCCCUGUGACAGCGCCGAGUGGGAGAUGCACCACCUGUACCGAGAGCUGGCCCAGUCUGGACAGGAGUGCUACCUGCAGAAGGAGCCCCUGCUCUGCAGCUGUGCCGGCUCCAGCACCAAGUACCAGCAGCUCUGCCCCUGUCAUGACUUCCUCAAGGGCCAGGUGGCCCUGUGCCAGGGCUGCCUGUGA